ACUUUUUGAGUUGUCCUUUUUUUUUACUUGUUUUUUAUUUAUUUCAAUUUGGUUGUAAUUAUGGCGCGAUACUUCAAAGAACAAGAUAUCGACGAGUUCCGUGAAUGCUUCUACCUGUUUGCCCGUUCUGGGCAGAUCACAUCUUUAGAUGAGCUGACUGUAGUUAUGAGGUCUUUGGGCAUGAGUCCUACCAUACAGGAAUUGACUGGUUAUUUGAAAGGUAAAGGUGGUAAAAUGUCGUUUGCUGACUUCCUAGAAGUGAUGCAUAUACAUUCACGAGCGGAGAACCUGCCUAGUGAGGUAGUAAACGCUUUUAAAGCGGGCGACGUCGCGAAAACAAAUGUAAUACCAGCGCGUCAACUACGUAAUUUACUACAGAACUGGGGCGAGGGACUCUCCUCUAGAGAGGUGGACAACAUAUUUCGUGAGGCGAACGUCUCCAACAAUGGUACAGUGAGAUACGAAGAUUUCGUGAAAAUCGCCUGCGCUCCUGUACCGGAUUAUUAUUAGAUUAGUAAUAAGCUAGCUAUCACCCACGACUUCGACCACGUCGAAUAUACCGUUAAUUGUCCAAAUUAACAAUAGGGCCCAAAUUAUUCCUUGUAACGUUAGCUAUCUGCAGGUGAAAGUCCCGUCAAAAUCGGUCCAACCGUUUCAGAGAUUACCAAGAACUAACAAAACAGACAGACGCGUCCGCCAGUCCGCGUGGAAUUAAGAUAAAUGAAAUUUCUAAAAUAAAAAUGGUCUCUACUUUUUACUAUUUUCUAUAACAUUAUGUAUCUGCUAGUGAAAGUUCCGUCAAAGUCGGUCCAACCAAGAUUUUUCAAGAAAAAUCUUGAGUAUUAAAUGUUUGAUGAAAGUACCAUAUAUACUUUCAUCUGUUCAGUGAAAAUUAUCAAAUUUGAAAUUACAAACAGUAAACUUCAGAUUAUUUAUUUUUAUAGGAUGUUGUUUUGUGAAAUUUUUAACUUCUACAAUAACUUCUAAAUUCCUCAUUUAUAACAAUUUGAUA
Messenger RNA from Achroia grisella, 1012 nucleotides. Its product is annotated as calmodulin-like protein 4. The transcript is spliced from 6 exons. Gene Ontology annotation, cellular component: myosin II complex. NCBI's taxonomy places the organism in Eukaryota, Metazoa, Arthropoda, Insecta, Lepidoptera, Pyralidae. The coding region runs from base 61 to 510 and encodes 149 amino acids. The record is from RefSeq and is a predicted model, not a curated record.